GAACCAAAAAGAAGGACCAUUCAGCAAUAAAAUAUAUGAAGAAAAGGUCAGUAGUUAUUGAAGUAUUUGAGUUUUUUUUUUUUUAGUAGUUCAAAGUCUAGAUACGAAGUUAAAAGCUUCGGUAGACCAUGGGCAUGGUCAACAUCAUCAUCUUUUUUUCCCUGUAGAAUUGUGUCUUAGGAUUGCAGCCUCCCCCUUUACACGCACACACACACAAAAUAAUAACAAAAAACAUCAACCCUAAUUGAAGGUAUUCUCUAUGUAUUGUUUGCUUUUAUUUCUUUUCAUACAUUUUAAUACAUCUCCACACCCAUAAAAUAAUAAAGUCUCCUAACAUUUACCCUUUCUCCAAGGAUGUGACCAUGGAACUCGGAGAAGAGGCGGACGAGGAGUACAUAAUUGAAACAGAAUUAGUCGAUAAUGAGGUGAGUCUUUCAGUGCUGGGAGUGUGGGUCCUUCAGUGCUGGGAGUGUUGGUCCUUCAGUGCUGGGAGUGUGGGUCCUUCAGCGCUGGGAGUGUGGGUCCUUCAGCGCUGGGAGUGUGAGUCCUUCAGUGCUGGGAGUGUGGGUCCUUUAGUGCUGGGAGUGUGGGUCCUUCAGUGCUGGGAGUGUGGGUCCUUCAGUGCUGGGAGUGUGGGUCCUUCAGUGCUGGGAGUGUGGGUCCUUCAGUGCUGGGAGUGUGGGUCCUUCAGUGCUGGGAGUGUGGGUCCUUCAGUGCUGGGAGUGUGGGUCCUUCAGUGCUGGGAGUGUGGGUCCUUCAGUGCUGGGAGUGUGGGUACUUCAGUGCUGGGAGUGUGGGUCCUUCAGUGCUGGGAGUGUGGGUCCUUCAGUACUGGGAGUGUGAGUUCCUUCAGUGCUGGGAGUGUGGGUCCUUCAGUACUGUGAGUGUGGGGCUGAGAUGGACAUUAGACCAGCUGCACACAAAUAUGCCAUGAGGACUUGAACGUUUUGAAGAACAGCUUUUACAAAAGGGGAAAUCAGCAUCAAUCCCUCAUUGUCUUGGCUGUAGCUUUUUGUUUUCCGGAUGAUUUUAUAGAACAUGAAAGUAAAUGUAAAGAUUCAAUUCAAAUAUGGUCUUUGAAAUAUGUUUUACCCUAAUAAUUUUUUAAUUUUGUCAUAUUAUAUGGUGGUGCUGGUAAAGAUGUAACAUAUAUGUAACAAUCAAAUAGAAAUUAUUGUUUGUCUAGUCUGAAAAGGUUUUUUUAAAUUUGCAAAAAAAUAUAUUUGAAAUAAAAUUGGACAUGAAGCAAUAUUUAGAGGAACUUAAAAUUUCUAUUAUUUAAAAUAAUUUUCCAAGAAAUCACAGUUUUCAUCAAUGUACAAUAACCAAUUCUGUCGAUAGCACAUAUAUAACUUUCUUAUUCAACUUCCUUAGCAUCUCGACAUAGGUCCUUUCAAGAAUGAUCAUUCCAAAGAAGUACCUAUCAAUGGAGAGAUCUACUCGGAGCCCUAUCUCUACAGCACGGUAAACGAGGCUACGAAGCUGAGGAAUUCCAAGAAGAGCAAUGGCCGACCGCCGUCUGGCAACACGCAGCUACUGGUCACUGCUAACAUGGAGAUGGUGGAGCACAAUGGGGACGCACAGCAUGAAGAAGAUGUUACAAUUGGAAAUUUUGAUGAUGUCCUUGUGCAUCUGUGAGAACGUUUAUAAUGAUGUAUUAUUUAUAACAAAGCCUUAGACAGUAAAAUUAAAAGGGUUGUUUUAGUUAUAUCUUUAUCAUUUAGUUGACUGAAAUUAUUAAUAGAGAAUUUACUUGAACUAUAUGUAAUUAAAACCAAGAAAGGGAUAGAGAGUAUCUGAGAAUCAACAAAGCGCAGGGAAAUCUUUUUGUCAAUCCUUGAAAUCAUUUUAGAUACACAGACUUUGAGACUUGGAUGCUAGGCAACAUAUAUCAGGGAAAUUCCUUCGAUGGCCCCACUAAUGUGAAUUUUGUCAUGCCCUACCAAAAAAAAAAAAUCCCUCUUAAACAAUUAAUUAUAGUUAAAUCACUGCUUACAAAGAAUUUUAUUUUUUUAAACUUCAAGGAAAGUAGUUCAGUUUAAUAAAUCAUAUGGGGGGAGACUGCAAAUAGUUUUAAUAUGAGAAAUAACUAAAUAAGGAACUCACAAAAAUGAGAGAAACUUUAAAAAAUAUAUUAGGCCUAUAUGACUGCACAAUGUAUUCAGGAGUUAUUCUAGUUUUAAAUAAUCCAUCAAUAGUUUAAAAUUCUAAGGCAGUUAUUUGUGUGUACAGCUCUCAUUUAAAUAUUGAUACAUUUCUGAAAUAAACCAAAUUUUUUUUUUUUUUAAAGAAUAUUUCUUUUAAAGACUGGGGAUUACAUAAGAUAUGUUGAAUUUUCUUAUAUAUAAAACAUGUGUAAUAUUAGUGAGGCUAUAAAUGAGAGAUUUAGAAAUUUAAAAAAAAAAGAAGAAAAAGAACAUGGAAUGAGCUGUAUAAUCUAGGUCAAAUUAAAUUUAUAUAUAAAAAUAGAAAUCGAAAAAAAAAUACGAGCAUCUGAGUCGACACCAGGGAAAUUAAAAUUUAUCUGCUAAAUUGAAUUGAUCUUAAAAUAAACCAUCUAAUUCCAAUAAUUGAUGACUUUGCAUUCAGAUCAAAUUAUUUUUAUCACAUACAAAAAAGGUCUGAUGGCAAUAGUUAACUAAACAUAUUUUUAAGAGAAAGCAAAUUGCAGGAUUUUAUUUUAAUUUUAAUAUAGAAGAAGAAGAUGUUCAUAUAGGUUAUUUUAGCUAUUCCAAAUUUAAAUGCCUGUUAAGUUAUAAUCAAGAAAUCAGUACUUUGUUAAUUUUCUGUUAGAUAUAAAUUAAAUAAUUCACUGGAUACAAAUAAUGAAUAUUUAAAUGUGCCUUUAUUUAAAAAAAAAAUUAAAAUGAGCAUGAUGCAUUUAUUAAUUUCAUUUGAAGCAAAAUAAUUUAAUUAAAAAGAUGCACACAAAUUAAAAAAAAAAUUAAAUGGAUAAAAUAUUUUAUGUAAAUUUACAAGUAAUUCAAAUAAAAAUUAAUCUUUAAAAAAAAAUCAUAAAUAAAGCAUUAAAACAAAUGAAGCAUUUUAACUAUUUACAUGAAUUAGAAAUUAUUUUGUUCAAUUUUUUUACAUGAAUUAGAAAUUAUUUUGUUCAAUUUUUUUUUUUAGAGAAAACAUUUCCUGAUAUUUCCACAGUUAUUCAGUUUCUUAUCUAAAUCUGCUAAAAAAUCUUUAUGAUCCAUUUUUUUCGCCCAAGUCGCUAUCAAGUUUAGCUUCUCUUCGACAAACUUCAAUUUUUUUGGCCAUCACGACUUAGAUAAAUUAAUAAUACCCUAUUUAAUAUGAUUAUUCUCUUGUCAGCAAACAUUUAAUGAUUGCUUCUAGUUGAUAAAAAAUAACUAAAUAUUAAUAUUCCUAAACUAUUUUUAUUACUUAAAGGAAAAGAUUCAUUAAGUGUUUGUACUGAUACAAAACUAACAUUAAAAUAAAUUUUAAUGAGUAUAUUUAUUUCAUUAAUCCAAUACUGACCCUUAUUUCAUGAUAUUGCCUUACUGAUUUUAACUAUGUAAAUAACUCAAAUCAGCAGGAAUGGUUCAACAUUUUAUAUAGAAGAAAAUAUGUUUCAUUGUUGAUAUAAAAUGUCACGUGUAAAAAAAAAAAACGAGUAUCAAUAUACAUUUAAAGAUAAUUUAAGCUAAAUUCUUGAUUAGUCCAUUCUAUGUUUUGGUUUUAAAUAAUUAAGCUUAUCAUAGAAACAGAUAUAAUCUGAGUGUGUUCUUGAAUUGAUAUAAUCUACUGCCUAGUCAGUGCCUUUUUAAAAACUAUUUUAACAUAUGCACUUAAUGUUUCAGAUAAUUAAACAAUUUUUUCCCCUUUAGAGAUAUGGAUUUUAAAGGUUAUUGUACAUACUAAUGUCAUUAAUGUCAUUAUUUGCUUGAUAUAAUUUAAUUUAUAUCCAUUGCAAGAGAGCUGGGCUCCAUUUCUUAUUUUGGAAUGAAAUCACUAGCAUUGAUGAAAAACCCAUAAGAGACAGAUCCACCAUUUAACAAAAAAAAAGGGGUGGGGGGGGGGUGGGGUUGAAUUAUUUAUGUAAAAAGUAUGCCUAUCUUAUAUAAAUAUUAUAAAUUGUUAAAUAUUUAUUCCUGAAGACUCGCCCCUAAAAUUAAAACCACAAGUGCAGUUUUUCUUGAAAGUUUACUGAGAGUUUAUAGAGAGAAAUGUGAACAAGAAUGUCUUACAGUGAAGAUUGUAAAUAACAAAAUUAAACUAUAAGGGGAUUUUAAUAUUUUCAGCUCAAAAGUGUAUUUUUUUUUCUCUUUAUUAUUAAAGGGUAUUUAUAUAUAAAAAAAAAAUCAGGAUUAUCUAGGUUGACUGAUUGGUUUAUUUGUCUAAAAUAAACUAUCAGGCUAUAAUUAAUACUUGCUUUUGUUUUGUUGUCCGUAUUAUACAUAAGAAAAGAAAAUUGUUCAUCUAUAACUGUGUGAUAAUGAUCAAUAUUUUUUUGAGCCUGCAAUAAAGGCAGAGGAUUCUUUCUCAUUGCUUUCACUGCUAUUCCUUUAAGGACCUGCCAUCAAUGUUUAAUGUGUAUUGCUAUUACUUUGAGAUGCAAUGAUACUUGAAAUAUAACGUUUUGAUUAUAAUGAUAUCCACAUUAUGAGAGAGUAAAAAUGUGAUAUGUAACCCCCCCCCCUUUCUCCCUCCCUUUCCCUCGUACAGGACUAUUUUAAUUCCUGGCUCAGUUAAAUUUAAAACAAAAAAAAAUUACAUUGAGAUGCAAUGAUAAUUGAAAUAUAACUUUUUGAUUAUAAUGAUAUCCACAUUAUGAGAGAGUAAAAAUGUGAUAUGUAACCCCCCCCCCCUUUCUCCCUCCCUUUCCCUCGUACAGGACUAUUUUAAUUCCUGGCUCAGUUAAAUUUAAAACAAAAAAAAAUAUAUUUAUGUAAUUUUUCAAGUUGUUGACAGACAAGAACAUGUUACGCUGUAAAACAAUUUCUGUUAUGUUUUAUAUCAAUAUCACUGGUAAUAAUUUUUCAAAUAUAUAAUAGAAAUGAUUAUUUUAUUUACAAUAUUAAAAAA
Molecule: messenger RNA, 5037 nt
Organism: Lymnaea stagnalis (great pond snail)
Lineage: Eukaryota; Metazoa; Mollusca; Gastropoda; Lymnaeidae
Source: the annotation of a GenBank genome assembly